Messenger RNA from Phytomonas sp. Hart1, 767 nucleotides. Lineage: Eukaryota; Euglenozoa; Kinetoplastea; Trypanosomatida; Trypanosomatidae. The record is from the annotation of a GenBank genome assembly.
GUACAAGAAAAGGGUAACUAAGACUACUAGAAAUACCCCACUCUUUACCUCAUAUCUAUCCUUUUCAGCGAGAUCUCACCCCAGUCCAUGCCGUGGUACUUGAGUACAUUCCGUGUAGGGUUUUCCAUCAUUUAUUCUUACUUUGCCUACGUCCAAGUAAGAUGGAUUGCUGAUGCGGAGGAUCGUUAUCGCCGCUCCACGACGUGGAAAGCUGUCGUUGGGACGAUUUUAGAUCACAAAAUCGUCAUAAAACGUGGUGGUUCAAGCUACGUUCGGUAUAGCUUCAACGUUGAUAAUAAGGAGUACGUGGGUGACCGCUUUCGCAGCGGGGGUAUGCAUAAAGAGGAAAUGGUACCAAACCCAGCACUCCUCGGGGCGGGAACGCAGCUUAUUGUGUACUACAAUCCGGCAAACCCAGAUGAGAGCGCAAUCAAGCUUCAGGCGGAUCGUAGUGCAGAGUCCAUAUUCGUUAUCGGCACUAUAUUUUCAGUUAUCUUUGCGUACCGCGCUGUUCGCUGCGAGACGAUCUUGCCCAACAUGUUUUAUCGAUUUUUGGGCGUGAACAGAAGGAGAGGCGGCAUUUCAGGAUUGCGUCAGGCUCGGCCGCAUGCCAAACAAAAGAUGAAGUAUGGGAAAUAUACUGGUGCCCUUUAAGGUUAUUCGUGGUGUAGUUAAUUUAUCCAUUCACUUAUCAAUCUGGGAGUGACUCCCUUUCCUGAGGGGGAGUACUCUACACAAAGAGGCAGGAAACCACCUCAGAGAUGCCA